AUGAACACUGCUGCUCUUACUCCCAAUCAAUCGCAUGCUCAUAGCCAACAGACUCAUGACCAUGGUCGUGAUUACGCAGCUUACAUACGCCCUGAUCCGUAUGCCGCAGAACGCCUCACGGCACAGGAGGCUAUGAAGGGUAUGAGGAUUAGUGAGGCAUAUCAGAGUUAUCGAAGAAGACCCAGUGAUACUGAAGCAACCUAUGGUGCUUCGCGUAUUGAUCGGCGCCUAGCGGCCCGUACACAAAGCAUACGAGAGAACUACAAACAGGGCUCUCAUGUCCAACACGAUCAAGAAUCUUAUACUGCACCAACACAGCGGCAGCAGUUUCACAACCAAAAGGCUCCUAUCCCCUCGUCAUCCUCCAACGACAACAGCCCAUCUACCUCUGUCUCCAUCCCUCAGCCGUCUUCUACUGGACGUCAAUCAAAACUUAGCAAUACAUGCAUUAGCAGCAAGGAUUCUUUUAGGCGCAAAUAUGGUGAGAUCCAAGGAUAUACCUAUAUUGGCACUAUUGGCCAAGGUAAUUUUGGUAAAGUUCUGCUUGCAGAAAACGACAUCACUAGAGAGCAGGUUGCCGUCAAAAUUCUGGAAAAGUCGCAAUUUAAGAGUGAGCAACAGCGCUUACAUGCGACAAGAGAAGCACGUCUGAUGGCGACGCUACGACAUCCUUAUAUUGUUGACGUGAAAACUGUAAUGGAAGACGACUACAGAAUCUUAAUUGUUAUGGAGAAUUUGACUGGAGGAGAACUCUUCGACUACAUAUCCAACAAAGGAUCGCUUGAAGAGAAAGAGGCCCGCCGUAUUUUUCAUCAAAUCGUCCUUGCUAUUCAUUACUGUCAUGAGAACAACGUUGUCCAUCGUGAUCUCAAGCCUGAAAACAUUCUUCUAGAUAGCGAAAAGAACGUACGCGUAGCUGAUUUCGGAUUCGGCAACAAUUGGCAUAAGGACCGCCACUUGACCACUUACUGUGGCUCACCCUUCUAUGCAGCACCAGAGAUGGUUAGCGGUACACCUUACAUCGGUCCCGAGACUGAUGUCUGGAGCCUCGGGGUAAUCCUGUACGUCCUUGUCUGUGGUCGCCUCCCCUUCGAUGCUAGCGAUUUACCCGCGCUAUUUGCACAGAUUAAACGCGGAAACUAUCAGAAGCCUCGGGAGGGCUCCAUCGAUGUCUGCUCCUUGAUCCAUCGCAUGUUAACAGUCGAUCCCAAACGUCGUGCUACCUUAACAGAUGUUCUUCGAUCCCGUUGGAUGCGUGCUGAAGCCACGGACUCUAUGGUGAGCUCACUUCCCGCCCUCUCUACAACCCCUGCCACUAUUCAUCCUGCACCUGUUCGUGCCCAACAACAACAGCUGCAAAAUCACCAGAGCCAAUUACAGACAAGGUCGACAGCACUUCCUACUUAUCAUCCCAACAAUGAUAUCAGUAAGACAAUCCCUCCAACGAUCCCAACAAUCAGCACUAACACUGGUCAUACGCAAAACAACACCCGUCAUUCCUACCACCCUCCUGGUACUCAAGGAUUGAGGCAACAGGGGGCUGCAACUGCAUCUCAAUACCAUGCACGAACCCAGAUGACUGCACCUCUCAAUCUUCGUGAUAGCGAUGGCCAAAUGAGUGACGUUUUGCCCUCGCCGGUUAGUUCCCCAACAGAGACUAUGGCUACAAUUUCUCCUAGCACUCCUAUAGGGCCUGCAUCAAGAGACGAAGCUCUCUCUGCUGCUGCUGUUGCCAACGCUAAUGCAAAUGCUAACGGAAAUGGUAACAAUUGCGUACAAUCAGUCUGUCAAAAACGAGCCAAUGCUAUCAGCCCCAACACAUGUGAUGACAGCAAGCAUCAACACCACCCUUACAAGCAUCACCCCACCCGAACCGGCUCUGCACAAGGUCCUGUUGACAAUGUCAUGAUCAGUCUGUGCCCUUCCAACGAUGCACUAAUGGAUGGCUUUGAUGUCUCUACAAAGAAGAAGCGCAAGGCUCUAACCAAGCUUCGUCAAUUCUUUCGCUUCGAGACCAAUAGCAAUUCUACAAAGUGCUGA
Lobosporangium transversale is the source of this 2040-nucleotide messenger RNA. Its product is annotated as kinase-like domain-containing protein. Gene Ontology annotation, biological process: intracellular signal transduction; protein phosphorylation. Gene Ontology annotation, molecular function: protein serine/threonine kinase activity; ATP binding. The transcript has 6 exons. The record is from RefSeq and is a predicted model, not a curated record. Gene Ontology annotation, cellular component: cytoplasm. Bases 1 to 2040 code for a protein of 679 amino acids. NCBI's taxonomy places the organism in Eukaryota, Fungi, Mortierellomycota, Mortierellomycetes, Mortierellales, Mortierellaceae.